Monodelphis domestica (gray short-tailed opossum) is the source of this 4123-nucleotide messenger RNA. It is a transcript of the gene PTGDR2, whose product is annotated as prostaglandin D2 receptor 2. The record is from RefSeq and is a predicted model, not a curated record. NCBI's taxonomy places the organism in Eukaryota, Metazoa, Chordata, Mammalia, Didelphimorphia, Didelphidae. Gene Ontology annotation, cellular component: plasma membrane. Gene Ontology annotation, molecular function: complement receptor activity; G protein-coupled receptor activity. Gene Ontology annotation, biological process: phospholipase C-activating G protein-coupled receptor signaling pathway; inflammatory response; positive regulation of cytosolic calcium ion concentration.
AGCAAAGCCCUCCCCCCUGCUCCCUCCCCCGCAGGGCCGCCCACGGGCCCAGCAGCUGAGGCCGAUGUGGGGUCCCUGAUGCGGCCGGAGGGCGCCCUUCCACGGGGCCCCGCCCCGCCCCGCCCCCGCCUCUCUUUGCUCACCUGCGUCAGGGGGCUGCCGAGCUCCCCGCUGCGGCUCCUCUUCCUCAGGACCCGGAUGGGCCGAGGGCUUGGGGAGCUCUCCGGGCCUUUAUGGCGCUGAGGAUAGUGUCGCUCAUUAAUCCGCUGUCUGCCGCCCCCAAGGCGAAGAGGGGCUCAGCGGACAGGCCAGGCCCCCAGACUGCGGCUCCUUGUUUUAGUUUGCUGCUUCUGUUUAAAUAAGCCCUGACGUCGUCUUGGAGUCAGUCCUGGGUAUUGGCCCCAAGGCAGAAGAGAGGUCAGGGCUAGGCCAGGGGGGUCAAGUGACUGGCCCAGGGUCACCCAGCUGGGAAGGGUCUGAGGCCGGAUUGGAACCCAGGACCUCCCGUCUCCAGGCCUGGCUCUCCGUCCACCAAGCCCCCGAGCUGCCCCCUUCUACAGUUAUUUUAAACGAGAUUUCUCUGUCAGUUUUUGCCAUUGGACAUUCUUUUUAGUCUGAAGAAAUGCUGCUGAUUCACAGGGGCUCGUUUUAUGACCUGCAGCUCUGCUAAGGCGUGGAUGGCUUCAAUUCGGUUUUUGAGUUUUCCUCCUGUCUGUCCCAGCAUCUGCCAGGAGGGGGCGCUUUGUCUGCUCCCUGCGUACUCUGAUACCUUCCCCGGCUUCUCUCACUGCCACCACACCAGCGUUUCUAUCGCUAUAUUAAAUGAGGAGGGACAGGGAUGAGGCGCCACCCCGGCUUUCCUCCUGAUCCUACUGGGAAGGCUUCUAACUGGGCCCCAGUGCAGGGGAGCCUGCUGAUGGCUUCCGGGAAAUGCUUUCUAUCACUUUAAGGAGCGUCCCCGUGAUUCCAGUGUGCUGGGGCUGGUCUGUUACCGGAAGGGCCCCUGCCUGGUCCGCAGCUUUUCCUUCAUCUAUUGAGGUGAUCACUCGGGCUUGGUUACUGAUAGGGUCAACCAGGGGCUCUCUUUCUUUCUUCCUCCCUUCCUUCAUUUCUUUCUUUCUUUCUGCCUUUCUUUCUUUCCUUCUUUCCUCCCUCCUUUCCCAACUUCCUUCCUCCUUUCCCUCCCUCCUUCCUUCCCUCCAUCCCUCCUUCCUUCCCUCCAUCCCUCCAUCCCUCCUUCCUUCUUUCCCUCCUUCCUUCUUUCCCUCCUUCCUUCCUUCCCUCCAUCCCUCCUUCCUUCCCUCCAUCCCUCCUUCCCUCCUUCCUUCCUUCUUUCCCUCCUUCCUUCUUUCUCUCCUUCCUUCCUUCCAUCCUUCCUUCCCUCCAUCCCUCCUUCCCUCCUUCCUUCCUUUCUUCCUUCCUUCCCUCCUUUCCUCCUUCCUUCUUUCCCUCCUUCCCUCCCUCCUUCCUUCUUUCCCUCCUUCCUUCCUUCCCUCCUUCCUUCCCUCCAUCCCUCCUUCCUUCCCUCCUUCCUUCCCUCCAUCCCUCCUUCCAUCCAUCCCUCCUUCCCUCCUUCCUUCCCUCCAUCCCUCCUUCCUUCCCUCUCUCCUUCCUUCUUUCCCUCCUUCCCUCCCUUCUUUUUCUUUCUUUCCUUUGGAAAUAAAAAGGCUUGAUUUAUCAUUUCAUUGGUUUGGGAAAACAUUAAUCAUGCAGUCUGAACAUAAAAGUAUCAGGUCUUUUUUUUCUCAGAGUCCAUCCAUCCCACAUUUACCAGCACGUCCCUGAUUUGAGUGGUCCCAAAGAGAAAGGGUGGCCUCAGGAAGCAGUGGACUCCCCUUUUGUUGAUGGUCUUCAGUAGAGGUUACAUAAUCACUCGUGGGAGACGCUGUCACCCUCCCUGAUGAGGAAUGGGCUGGCCUACUUGGGUAUUGGUGUUCUGUCAUUCUGGGGUUUUCGAGGUCCCUCCUAGGCUUGAGGUUCUCUGGUUCUUGAAGGCAAGAGCACUCAACAUCUAUUUCUGUGCUCUAGCAAGGAAGGGAAUAGAGAGUUCAUCAGUCUCACGUCUGCACCAAGAGCAACAUUUCAUGGAAGCCAAGAGGCAAAAAAAAAAAAGUUGGGAACAAAACAUAUAUGGCUACUACAGACAGCUCCACUACCAAGAGCUCACUGUCAUCAGGUUGCGCCAUUUUGGUCUCCCGUGGCCUCUUCUCAGCUAAGCUCUAUCGGCAUCAUGGGACCUUGGACUUGGAGAGAGAACGGUUCUUAGAGAUGGUUUUGUCCAAUACCAUCAUUUUGCAGUGGAGCCCCCGAGAGAGAAGGUACCUCAGCCCCGGCCACACAGAGGCAUUUUUCAGGGCAGAGAAGAGAAGACACUUUGUCUGGGACAUGGAUUCAUGCAGAGGGACCCAGAUCUGCAGACUUGGAGCACACAGUCAAUUUUUGUCCCUCGUCUUGUUCUUGCCUCUCAACAGCAGCUUUGUGCAGCCAGGAGCCGGUAGCCUGGGACCAGGGGACCCCCUCCAGCUCUACCUCCCACUUCCACCCGGGGCCCAGGACCCCAGGAUGCUGUCCAACAUCACUGUGUGCCCCGUCCUGGAGUACAUGAGAAAUGACACCGGCCCGGGCAACUCGAGCAACCGCUACAUCGACUACGCCUCGGUGACACUGCACGGCCUGGUGUCUCUGCUGGGCAUGGCGGAGAACGCCAUCAUCCUCUUCGUGGUGGGCUGCCACAUGCGCCAGACCGUGGUCACCACGUGGGUGCUGCACCUGGCCCUGUCCGACCUGCUGGCCACGGCCAGCCUGCCCUUCUUCACCUACUUCCUGGCCGUGGGCCACUCGUGGCAGCUGGGCACCACGUUCUGCAGGCUGCACUCGUCCAUCUUCUUCCUGAACAUGUUUGCCAGCGGCUUCCUGCUCAGCGCCAUCAGCCUGGACCGCUGUCUGCAGGUGGUGAAGCCCAUCUGGGCCCAGAACCAGCGCACGGUCGCAGGGGCCCAGAAGGUGUGCCUGGUGCUCUGGGGCCUGGCCGUGCUCAACACCAUCCCCUACUUCCUGUUCCGGGACACCAUCAAGCGGCAGGACGAGCGGGUCAUGUGCUACUACAACGUGCUGCUCUACAACCCGGGGCCAGACCCCCACGCCGCCUGCGGUCGCCGCCAGAUGGCGCUGGCGGUCAGCAAGUUCUUGGUGGCUUUCGCCAUCCCCCUGGUCAUCAUCGCCGCCUGCUACCUGGCGGUGAGCCUGCAGGUGCGGUACCGCUGCCGGCGCCGGCCCAGCCGCUUCGUGCGCCUGGUGAUGGCGGUCAUCGCGGCCUUCGUGCUCUGCUGGCUGCCCUACCACGUCUUCAGCCUGCUGGAGGUGCAGGCGCACUACGACCCCAGCCUGCGGCGGCUGGUGAAGCUGGCGCUGCCCUUCGUGACCAGCCUGGCCUUCAUCAACAGCGUCAUCAACCCCUUCCUCUACGUGCUCACCUGUCCCGACGUGCUGCGGAAGCUGCGCCGCUCCCUGCGCUGCGUGCUCGAGAGCGUGCUGGUGGAAGACAGCGAGCUGGGCGGCGGCGGCAGCGGCCGCCGGCGCCGCAGCUCCCAGGGGGCCUCAUUGUUCCGCUCCCCUUCCACCAGCAGCUCCACCGCGGGCUACCGGAGCCGCUGGGCCGCCUGCCUGCUGACCAAGAUCACCAGGCAGCCCCGGAGAACGUCGGCCUCCACCGAGCCGCAGGAAGGGAAAUGAGGCAGCAGUUCUCUGGCACCCCUACCAAACCCCAACCCCAGCGUUUCAGAGACUGAGCCCAUUUUGAAGAGGGGAAACUGAGGCUCACUGGGGGUGGGGCGGGAACAGAAUAGUACACAGAGGGGGGACCCGAGGCUCAUGGAAUCCUUAACACGGUCGAGGUUAUAGUUUAUUGAGUCAUAUUCUCCUACACAGAGCAGGGAUCCGGGACUUCCGCAGAACUGUCCCAGCCUCCCCUCCACCACAGUCUAGCUUUAUUUAAAGGCACGUGGAAAAAUGCAGCUCCUGCCCUGGGCCCAGAGCUCGGGGCUGGCAGCCACCUGCCCAAGCAGGGGCCCAGAGCUCCCCAUCCCUGCCCAGCGGCAGACAAUAAAGUAGGACGUGUCCGGGC